Laccaria bicolor S238N-H82 is the source of this 159-nucleotide messenger RNA. RefSeq lists its product as uncharacterized. The record is from RefSeq and is a predicted model, not a curated record. NCBI's taxonomy places the organism in Eukaryota, Fungi, Basidiomycota, Agaricomycetes, Agaricales, Hydnangiaceae. The transcript has a single exon. The coding region runs from base 1 to 159 and encodes 52 amino acids.
AUGGGCAGCAUGUGCAAAUGGGCAUCAUGGUUUACACAGCCAUGGCCUAAAACAGAUGUUUACGCACAGACAAAGGCGCAAAGUGAAAUUUCAGAUGUGGUCUACGAUUAUGCAGUUAGCUGUAAUAUAUGCAAAUUCACAAUUUUUAUUUCAGUCUGA